Messenger RNA from Acromyrmex echinatior (Panamanian leafcutter ant), 3867 nucleotides. Its product is annotated as salivary peroxidase/catechol oxidase. The record is from RefSeq and is a predicted model, not a curated record. Lineage: Eukaryota; Metazoa; Arthropoda; Insecta; Hymenoptera; Formicidae. Gene Ontology annotation, biological process: response to oxidative stress. Gene Ontology annotation, molecular function: heme binding; peroxidase activity.
UAUCUGGAUUGUCGUUAUUAUCUGGAUAUUUAAAUAGUGUAUAGUUAAUAUGAGUAUUUGUAUUUAAUUUAUUUCGAAUAUCCAGAUACUACUGGAUAUUACUUAUGCAUGUUAAAAAAGUAAGCACGUACUCAAGUGCUUGAACAGUCAUCAGGUAUUAUCAGUUUCAGUUGAUAUUCCAAUUCAGGUCAAAUCAUGUCGACCCUGAGAUAAAAGUGAGACAGAGACAUAUAAAUAAAUAAAUGAAUGAGAUGGCAGGAAGGUUCACCGACAGGCUUGCGAGAGAGAUAGGAAGAAAGGAAUGGAGAGGGUAUUCGCGCGACACGAAACUCCGUCGUUGUAUAUUGCCAUCCUCGAAGUGCGUUUUUAUCGGUCGCCACGCGUUCACGUAUACACACAGGUGUGCUAACUUAGUGACGCGUUACGAUUGUCAUGAGUUUCGUAUUUUAUUUUCGUUCAAAGCCGGUAAAUUCACGAAAAUCAGUGAAAUAGAAUAUAGAUCUAUGCGCUACAAUACGAGAGCGAAUCGGGCUGACGAGUUGAUUAAUACGUGAUCAUAACAAAAAUUGCAUUCUUUUGUUUCAUCUGGCUACAUCGGAGAAUGUUUCUCAUCACACCGAUCGACAAUAAUCGUUGGGUCUACGCAAUGCACGGAUUAGAAAAGCCUAUGGAUCAUGUGUCCGCCGGCGGUGUCAUGGCGGGCUCCGUUGCCACUCUGGCGAUCCUUUGGAUGUCUUUGCAGACGAUGGGACUUUUGGGUCAUUCUCAUUCGAUCAGCACUUAUAAGUUGCCUGAAUCUCUGCAGAAUUAUCUUGCCAGUUAUACUGUGCUUUCAGGAUUGCCAUCUAAUUAUGGUUCUGAAGCCAUUGUGGAUACUGGUCGUUUUCAAAAUCGAAGAUUUCCCAAAAUCGAUGGGACAACACUGAACAACUCGAUCGCGUUUGCGCAAAUGUUAAUCGAUCGCAUGAGCACCCUUGAAAACAAUAUCGCGAACGCCGGAGUUGAAUUCAAGACACGAAGUCCGGCCGAGAAACAAUUUUGGAAUUCUUAUCCUUCUGCGGAUGCUGUCGAGAGGAGCAUCGAUGCCAUUGUGGCAACGAAGGCAUCAUCGUAUCUCGUGCACCAAAACUGUCGAAGAUUUGGCUUAGAUAAAAACGACUGUGCUCGCUACAUAUCCACGUUAGGCUUGCGUGACACUCCGCUUGGUAAAUCUUGUGCGGCAGUGAAUAGCAUAGAAUGCGACGAGAAGUCCAAAUAUCGCAGUAUUGACGGCACUUGUAAUAAUAUUGAAAAUCCGAGCUGGGGCAGCGCGAUGACUGCGUACACCAGAGUGCUAUUCUCUCAAUACUUCGACGGCAUCCAAGAACCGAGACGUGUCGGACACUCUAAGAAACCACUACCAAGUCCAAGGCUUGUAAGCGCCACUUUAUCUACCGCGAAUAAUCAAUCGGAUGCUAGCAGAACACUGGCUGUGAUGGAAUGGAGCCAAUUCAUCGCUCAUGACAUGGCUCAUACCCCAGUUCGUAAGAUGGUUUCAACGAGAAAACCGAUCUCUUGCUGUCAGCCGGAUGGAGAUUCUUUAUCACCGCGUCACGUUCAUCCAGAUUGUGCCCCGAUCAGUGUACCAGAUCACGAUCCCGUUUACGGCGACCAUUACGUUCGAUGCAUGAAUUACGUUCGGUCGUUACCAGUCUUACGAUCGGAGUGCACUUUUGGACCUGUAGAACAGAUGAAUCAAGUAAGCCAUUUUCUGGACGGUUCUACGAUUUACGGUUCUACUCCGAAGAAAUCUCGCGAACUUCGCACUUUCGAAGAUGGACAUCUUCGCAUUGAUGUGCGAAAUAAUUACACGUACUUGCCAAGAGGAGAAACCGAAUUCACAUCGCAAUGCGGAGAGAACUGCUAUAAUUCCGGUGAUGAUCGUGUGAACGUUCAUCCUCAGUUAGCUGCAAUUCACACGGUUUGGCAUCGUGAGCAUAAUCGUGUCGCCGACAAACUUGCCAGGUUGAAUCCGGAAUGGUCGGACGAGAUUUUGUUCCAAGAGACCAGGCGCAUUGUAAUCGCUGAGAUUCAACAUAUUACGUACAAAGAGUGGUUGCCCAUUCUUCUGGGCAGAAGGUACACUCGAGUUAUCGGUCUUGUAGGAAAUAAUUAUAGUCAUAACUAUAAUUCUGAUGACGAACCGGCGGUCAGCAAUGAAGCUGCUACUGCAGCGUUACGUUUCCUGAAUUCGCUGAUGCAGGAAAAAUUAAGUAUGCCGGAUAAUUUUCGCCAACAGAAUAAAACACUACAGCUAGCGGAGCAUUUCUUUAAUCCGCGCAUAAUCGAAACGGAGGAGGUGUUUGAUGGAUUGCUUCGUGGUCUUGCUACUCAAACUAGUCAGAAGAUGGACAUUAGUCUCAUUUCAGAUAUGACAAGCAAAUUAUAUGCCAGCGAUGUAAACAAUUUAGGUUUGGAUGCCGUUAGUUUGGACAUUGCACGUGGCCGUGAUCAUGGUCUCCCUGGUUACAAUUAUUAUCGUAGAUACUGUGGACUUCCUGCUGCUAGGACUUUUGACGAUUUCCUAGACUACAUUCCUAUAGAGAUGAUGAGGAAAUUUCGCACAAUCUAUUCCCAUCCCAAUGAUGUCGAUCUUAUCGUGGGUGGUAUGGCAGAAAGACCAGCAGACGACGGCAUGAUCGGCCCGACCUUCCGCUGUCUUAUUUACGAGCAAUUCUCUAGAUCCCGACGUACUGAUAGGUUCUUUUAUGACUCAAUGACGCAACCGCAUCCCUUCACGUCUGAACAAUUGGCUCAAUUACGCAACGUCACCUUAGCACGGAUAUUCUGCGAUAAUGGCAAUAACAUCACGCAUAUGCAGCUCAAUGUAUUUCUCAAACCGCAGGCAGGAAACGAAUUGAGACGCUGCACAGAUUUUGAGGCGAUACCUAGCGUGGACCUCUUUGCUUGGGCGGAGAGGGCAAAAGCAUAUCGUUGAAGUCUCUAAUUAAUUGACUGGUCACACAACAGUUCAUUUCGCCCGUAGUGUGAGCUUCGGGAAGAAGGUUUACGACAAACGUAUAAAAUAGGCGUGUAGAAGAAGCGAUUGUAUGAGGUUACGUAAUAGUCUCAUCAGAAUUAUCACAAGUGCUGCAGCGAUGAUGUCGUGCACGCUAUGACGAAAUAAUUGAGGCAGUAAAAGGCAGAGCAACAGCGGAAAACACGUGACUAGUCGAUUAAGAAAAUACCCAGCAGCUGCAAUGAGACCGAAUGACUCAGGUGAAAAUCAACGAUUGCUAGUGAAUAAACAAAUAAAAGACCGAUUUUUGCAAAAAUCAGCAUUAGACUUCCCUUUGCGACUGAUUUCUCUUAAAGAACUGUAUUCGCGAAGCGACGAUUUGAUAAUAUAUAGUCGGAUAUAUGUGUAUAAGCGCAUCCAGUUAAUCUCAUGCGUAUGAUAGAGAUUGUGUGGGGACAUGAGAGUAUUAUUGGUGUACUUAUGUUUCUGUAGAUUGUAUUGAAUCGAAGUUGAAGUUAAAAAACUCAGCGACUGAACAAUUUGUGAUGAUUUAAAAUGUAAAAGUACAUGAUUGUUAUUUAAAUGAUAACUGUAAUAUCUUCUAAUUCUAUUGAUUCGUGGCCGAACAUGGUAACUUCUCUCAUAUGCCUGUGUUAUGGUACACACGCUGCUUGUAUACAGUCAUAUGGGAUUUACAGUUGAUUCCGAACGAAUUGGUAGAGAAGUUUCCAAGGCAAGUAUACUACUCGAUUUGCCAUUGCCUUCCAAGAGAGGCUACGAGCAUGUAUGAAAAUUGGUUCUAUCAAGGAUUGAACCCGACAUCUCUAGUAUAGCAGACCAGUGCGCUGUUUGCUUACGCCAUGCUUGCG